AAACCAUGAAUGUCGGAACUGAGCGUUUAAUGUACGUAGCACCACGGAGCUCUCCGUUACACAAGAUGUAGAGUGUGCACUGCUUGCUAAAGGUGUUAACUUUGCUUUUCCGAAAUUAAAGGAGCUGCCGGCCAGCGAUGCUGUUACGUCAGGGCGAGUCUGACUGUAACCCGAUCCCAGCAAAUGGGACGCUGAGAUUUUGGGAAGCGAGAACAAGAUGGCUGGUUUGGGAGAAGGGAUUGUUUUUGUUACCUAUUAAAAGUACAAACUGGAUGUAGAUAAAAAGAGGAAAACGUAAUACGUCGGACUUUUCUUUUUUUGGUUUUUAUUUGCUGUAUAAGAGGACGUAAAACGUGCGCGUAAAAUAAAACUCAAGUUAUCGCUGAAUGAGGAUUUGCGGUUAAGUUGCUAUUUCGCCUCCCCGUCGUUGCUAUGGUUCAACCGAUUGGUAAAAAAAAAACCCCACUCAACCUGAUUUUGUUAAAGUUUUAAAUUACUGCUGCCUAUUCGGGCUAUUGCGUCCGGCAGAAAAGAAAACCGUCGGAGAUAACAGCUGUCAUAGCAGGGCUGCCUACGAAAGUGUCGGUGUGGUCUUGGAGAAACGACCCCUCUGCAGCUGAAGAAAACUACAGGAGGCACAAACGUGGAAAGUGUAGUCCAAACUCUCCGGGGUGUUUUUUGUUUUUAAUUUAAUUGAAAUCAAAACGCUGCUCAAGUCAGGGUGCGCGGGGGAGAAAAAAAUAUAAGUUAAAAAAAAGUUGAAGCGUUUCAUUUUUUAAAAAAAAAAAAAGUCACCGCGGUUUCAUUAUAGAGGUUAAAUGCGGAGCUGCUGCGGCGGCAGGCAGGAUGAGUUCGAGCCGAGUCCGACCCCAGCAGCGGCAGAGCCAGGCGGGCAGGUUCGCGGGCAGCGCCGCCGGUUCCUCCGGCGAGGGCAUUGAGAUGGAGAGGAUUCAUCACCACGACCUCGGACUCGGGGGCUCCGUGGGCACGCCCUCGCCUUCCUCCUCCUCCUCUUCCUCCUCCUCCUCCUCCUGCUCCCGGCAGGCGUGGAGCCGGGACAACCCGGGAUUCGAGCCCGAGGAGGAGAUGCUGGAGGCGGACUGGCCGCCGGCGGGCCCCGGCCGCAGGUCGGUGUCCGCCACCUCCAGCGGCAGCAGCAGCAGCGGUCUGGGAAGCUACAACGGCGGCGGAGGAGGAGGAGGAGGAGGAGGGGGCGGUGGACAUCGGAUGCAGCGGGGUCUGUACCCGACCCCCACCGUGGAAGUCCUUCAACACCAAGACAGAUCCGGUCCCCGGGGCUGUGGGAAACGGAUCCUGGAAAAAAUAAGAAUUCUUUGGGGAACACGACUGAUGGUGGACAGCAACACCAGCCGAGAGAAGUACCUGAAGAGUGUCCUGCGAGAGCUGGUCACCUAUGUCAUGUUUCUGGUCAUCCUGUGCAUUUUGACUUACGGGAUGUUGACCUCCAGCUUGUACUACUACACAAAGGCCAUGUCCCAGCUGUUCCUGGACACGCCUGUAUCAAACACGGAGAAGACAAACUUCAGAAGUUUGGCUAGUAUGGAUGACUUUUGGAAGUUCGCCGAAGGCCCGCUCCUAGACGGCCUGUACUGGGAUGUGUGGUACAACAACAGGACCCUGCCGGAGAACCGGAGCUGGAUUUACCACGAGAGCCUGCUGCUCGGGGCCCCUCGGCUCCGGCAGCUGAAGGUGCGCAACGAGUCGUGCGUGGUGCACGAGGAUCUGAGGGACACCGUGCAGGACUGCUACGGCGCGUACUCGCCCGGUCACGAGGACACCUCCCCCUUCGGCCUGCUGAAUGGAACCGCCUGGAUCUACACCAACGAAGCGGACCUGAAUGGAAGCAGUUACUGGGGCCUGAUUGCGACCUACAGCGGCGGGGGGUACUACCUGGACCUUUCCCGGACCAGGGCGGAGACGGCCGCACAGAUCCAGACUCUGAAAGGCAACCUGUGGCUGGACCGAGGGAGCAGGGCCGUGUUCAUCGACUUCUCCGUCUACAACGCCAACGUCAACCUCUUCUGCAUCGUCAGGCUGGUUGUGGAGUUCCCCGCCACAGGGGGCGCUGUCACCUCUUGGCAGCUUCAGACCGUGAAGCUCAACCGGUACGUGUCCAACGUGGACUACGCCAUAGCAGCCUGCGAGAUUGCCUUCUGUCUCUUUGUCCUUUACUAUGUGGUGGAGGAAGCCCUGGAAGUCCGCAUUCACAAGCUCUAUUACUUCAGGAACCUCUGGAACUGCCUGGACAUCCUUAUCAUUGCGCUCUCAGUUGCUGCUAUAGUUAUUAACAUCUACCGAACGGUAACAGUGAACAGCCUGCUGAAGAAGCUCUUGGAAAUCCAGGAUGCUUACCCCAAUUUUCAGCCUCUUGCUUACAUGCAGGUUCAGUUCAACAACAUGGUGGCCAUGAUUGUUUUUUUCAGCUGGAUCAAGCUCUUUAAAUUCAUUAACUUUAAUAAGACAAUGAGUCAGUUGUCAUCCACCAUGUCUCGCUGUGCCAAAGAUAUCAUUGGCUUUGCCAUCAUGUUUCUUAUCAUAUUCCUGGCCUAUGCCCAGCUGGCAUACCUUGUGUUUGGAACACAGGUGAAUGAUUUCAGCACAUUCCAGGCAUGCAUUUUUACACAGUUCCGUAUAAUUUUGGGCGAUUUUAAUUUUGCUGAAAUUGAAGAAGCAAACAGGAUAUUGGGACCCAUUUACUUCACAACAUUUGUGUUCUUUAUCUUCUUUAUUCUACUGAAUAUGUUUUUGGCAAUUAUAAAUGACACCUAUUCAGAAGUGAAAGCGGACUUGGCUCAGCAGAAAUCUGAAAUGGAACUCGCUGACCUUAUAAAAAAGGGGUACAAUAAGGCCUUGGUUAAACUCAGGCUGAAGAAGACAACGGUGGAUGACAUUUCGGAGAGCUUGCGUCAGGCCGGAGGGAAGCUGAACUUCGAUGAGUUGCGCCAGGAUCUGAAAGGGAAGGGACACACUGAUGCAGAGAUUGAAGCCAUCUUUGCAAAAUAUGAUCAAGAUGGUGACCACGAGCUCACAGAACAUGAACACCAGCAGAUGAGAGAUGACUUGGAGAAAGAGAGAGAGGAUCUGGACCUGGACCGGAGCUCCUUCACCAGGCCGGCCAGCGGCCGCAGUUUCCCGCGCAGCCUGGACGACUCGGAAGAGGACGACGACGAGGACAGCGGCCACAGCUCCCGCCGGCGGGGCAGCAGCUCGGGCGGCGUCUCCUACGAGGAGUUCCAGGUCUUGGUUAGGCGUGUGGACCGUAUGGAGCAUUCUAUUGGGAGCAUUGUGUCCAAAAUAGAUGCCGUGAUUGUGAAACUUGAAGCAAUGGAGCGAGCUAAGCUGAAGAGGAGGGAAGUCCUUGGCAGGCUUCUGGAUGGCGUCAUUGAGGACGAGCGUCUGGGCAGGGACGGCGACGCUCACCGGGAGCAGAUGGAGAGGCUGGUGCGGGAGGAGCUGGAGCGCUGGGAGUGCGACGACGCGGGGUCGCGGGCGAGCCACCGGCUGGGCACCCCGCUGGGGCGCGGACGCCGCGGGCCACGCCGGCGGGCACCUGUAAGGGGGGCGCCGCCGCUGCAGAGCCGGACCGCGAGGUGCGACGUUUAUUUAAAGUAG
Molecule: messenger RNA, 3633 nt
Organism: Lepisosteus oculatus (spotted gar)
Lineage: Eukaryota; Metazoa; Chordata; Actinopteri; Semionotiformes; Lepisosteidae
Source: RefSeq, a predicted model, not a curated record